AUGCUUCUGCCCAUUUCUUUUUUCUUUCAUAUUUUCUUCAUGAUUGUUGCUCUAACUCAGCUCCUGACAGGAAUUGUUGGAAAUCUAUUGAUCAUGAUAGUCAAUUGUAAGGCUUGGAUCAAAAGUAGAAAACUUUCCUCCUUUGAUAGGAUCCUGUCUAGUCUCUCCAUCACCAGAUGCAUAAGUCUGAGUCUAAUGUUCCUGCAUUUAAUUUUCAGCUUAAUUUUUCCAAAGAGCAAAUACCCUGAGCUUAUGGCCUUGAUUAUUUUGAACUCUUGGUUAUUCUUGGAUUCCUGCAGCCUCUGGAUUGUGACCUUGCUCAACAUCUUUUAUUGUGUGAAGAUUGCCAACCUCAACCAUUUAUUGUUUCUCUGGAUAAAGCGAAAUCUAUCCUUGAAGACACCCUGGCCAUUGCUAGCAUGUCUACUGGUUCCCAUCAUUUCAAAUUUCCUACAAAUUUUGCUCAACAAAAUCUUUCAGUUAGUUCAUCCCACUCAGGAGAAUGUGAGAAACAGCACCAUGGUCAACAUCAAUGGCUCCAUCUUCCUUUUGAUGGCUCCUGUAAUACUGAGCUUCAGCCUCCCGUUCAUCAUCAAUUUGGUUUCCUGUUCCCUGUUAAUCUCUUCCCUGAGGAAGCACAUGCUGGAGAUGCAGAAAAAUGCCACCAGCUUUUGGAACCCUCAGACCAAAGCUCAUGUAGGUGCUAUGAAAGUUAUGAUAUAUUUCCUCAUUCUCUAUGUUCCUUACUCCAUUGCUCAACUGGUUAUCUUUCUCCCUUCCUUUGGGAUUAGAAAUAAUUGGAUCAGAAGCAUAUUGAUAAUAGUCAAUUGUACUUACUCUCCAGGACAUACUAUUUUCAUUAUCCUAUUGCAUCCUAAACUCAAAGCAAGAAUAAAGAGCAUUCUAUGGUGCAAUUGA
Monodelphis domestica (gray short-tailed opossum) is the source of this 918-nucleotide messenger RNA. It is a transcript of the gene TAS2R4, whose product is annotated as taste 2 receptor member 4. Gene Ontology annotation, molecular function: G protein-coupled receptor activity; bitter taste receptor activity. NCBI's taxonomy places the organism in Eukaryota, Metazoa, Chordata, Mammalia, Didelphimorphia, Didelphidae. Gene Ontology annotation, biological process: detection of chemical stimulus involved in sensory perception of bitter taste; G protein-coupled receptor signaling pathway; sensory perception of taste. Gene Ontology annotation, cellular component: membrane. The record is from RefSeq and is marked provisional.